This is a messenger RNA of Branchiostoma belcheri (Belcher's lancelet), 4903 nucleotides long. RefSeq names its product putative ATP-dependent RNA helicase TDRD9. Gene Ontology annotation, molecular function: ATP binding; RNA binding. The record is from RefSeq and is a predicted model, not a curated record. Lineage: Eukaryota; Metazoa; Chordata; Leptocardii; Amphioxiformes; Branchiostomatidae. Gene Ontology annotation, cellular component: intracellular anatomical structure.
AAAACAAAAUGGCGACGGAAAACUCAAAGUGACGAAAACUUUUUCUCACGAAACUUCCAACUUUUCGGCGGGCUGUCUACGAAGCGAAAACACCAGCAAGAUGAGCGAGAGGUUGACGAGUGAUCUUUCUAUUGACUAUAUUGACUCGUGGUUUAGCCUGGACAAGCCGCUGCCCCGUAUGAACUCCGUGCCUCGGUCGAAACUCGGCGGGAAGGACUUGGACGCGGCUACGGGCGGCCCGGCGGAGCCAGAGGCGCCCAUGAUACCCAGAUACAAGAAGGAGCCGAGGACAAACAACCCGCGGCAGACCCAGUACGCCCAGCAGUACCAGCGGAGGGAGAUGGAGAUGUUUCAGGACGACCUGGAGAGCCUGGCGGACGAGCGGAUGUCAGACCUGAACGCGCUGGACCUGGACAGCAUCAACAGCCUGGCCGGCGACCUGGGACAGCAGAGCCUGCAGGACGACCCUCUGCGGAGUGUGAACAUCUACCGCAACUACAACUUCAACCACACCUACAACCCCACCCUGCCCAUCACUCAGUACCAUGAGGAGAUAAUUACGACUGUGGAGAGCAACAGUGUGACAGUCAUACAGGGAGACACCGGCAGUGGGAAGACAACUCAGGUGCCACAGUACAUCCUGGACCACUACGCGCGCAACAACAGAUGGUGUAAUAUUGUUGUGACCCAGCCCAGGCGAAUCGCUGCCAUCAGUAUCGCCCGCAGGGUGGCAGACGAGAGAGGGUGGAGACUGGGGGGCAUCGUGGGCUAUCAGGUUGGGAUGGACAAGCAGCAGUCAGACGACACUCGUCUGUCCUUCGUCACCACCGGAGUUCUCCUGCAGAAACUCAUAAACACUAAGAACAUGAACCAGUUCACUCACGUCAUCCUGGACGAGGUUCAUGAACGGGACCAGGAAACAGACUUUGGCCUGCUGGUGGCACGAAAGCUGCUGCGGUCCAACUCUCGCCACGUGAAGGUGAUCCUGAUGUCUGCCACGUUGGACAGCUCCAUGUUCGCUGGCUACUUCAGCAUCCCUGUGCGGGGGGAGCUGGCCCCUGCCCCAGUCGUCACGGUGGAAGGGCGGCUGUUUCCCGUCACCGAGUUCUACGUGGAGGACCUGGCACCACUGGGACCGCUCCCUGAACUGCAGUUGGACAACCCUGACAUCAGCGGCCAGUCCUACGAUUUGGCACGGAAACUCAUCCUGUACUUUGACCAGCUGGAGGCUCAGGAACAAGGGAGGGGACCAUCAGAAGGGCUGGGGGUGGACAGAGGAACAGUGCUGGUCUUCCUACCAGGUCUCGCAGAGAUUAACACAUUGGAUGAGCUUCUUGCUCCAGAGACAACAAGAUACAAGCUUUGGGUUCUUCCCCUGCAUUCUACGAUCACGUCAGAAGAACAGGCUCAGGCCUUCGUUCCACCCAGGUCUUACCAGAGGAAGGUGAUCCUGUCUACCAACAUAGCAGAAAGCUCCAUCACUGUGCCUGAUAUCAAGUAUGUGAUUGACUUCUGCCUGACCAAGUGCAUGGUGAAAGACCAAGAGACCAACUACCAGAGCCUGCAGCUGAACUGGGCAUCCCAGGCCCACUGUACCCAGAGGAAAGGUCGGGCGGGGCGUGUGUCGUCAGGCCGAGCCUACCGGAUGGUCACCAGGAGGUUCUACUACGAGCACCUGCAGGAGUACGGCGACCCCGAGAUGCAGCGCUGUCCCAUGGAGCAGCUGGUUCUGAAGGUGAAGCUGCUUGACUUGGGAGAACCGAAGGCCAUCCUGGGUCUGGCCCUGCAGCCCCCCAACCUGGACAACAUCGAACUCACGGUUCUAACGCUGAAGGAGGUCGGUGCCCUCUCCACUGUGACCUCCGGAGAGGUCAACCCUUACGACGGUGACCUGACCUUCAUAGGUCGCGUGCUGGCCGCCCUCCCCGUGGACAUCAGGGUCGGCAAACUGCUGCUGCUGGGACACGUGUUCGGCUUUCUGAGGGAGGUCCUCGUCAUAGGUGCAUCUCUCUCCCUGAAGAGCUUCUUUGCGAAGCCCUUCAGGGGGGACCUGGCCUCGUACAGAUCGAAGAUGGCCUGGUCUGAGGAUUCCUUCAGUGACUGCCUUGCCAUGUUAUAUGCCUACAGGGGAUGGCAGGAGGUCAGUCAGUCAGGACAAUGUACGAGCAGACAGCAAGAGGUGGCGUGGGCUAGGAAGAACAUGAUUCAGCUCAAGAGAAUCAAGGAGAUGUCAGCAGUCGCCAAGGAGCUUCAGGAUCGCCUGGCCAACUUCAACAUCCGCGUGUCGCGGGACAGAAACCCUCACCAGAACUACCGAGACCCCGAACAGAAGAGAGAAGAGGACGAGCUGAUACUCAAGAUGAUCCUGGCCGGAGCGUUCUACCCAAACUACUUCACCUGUGACGCGUCGGACGAAGCGGAGGCCGUGAGAGACUUGUCAGGCAGCAACCCGCUCACGACUGUCAUGUUGCGCGGCAUGCCUCCUGCCCCCUUCUUGUACCUGAGACAGUUGAAGGUCUUGAUGGACCCUUGUGGGAAAGGGAAGUUUAUCAAGCUCGAGGAUACAAGAGCGUAUGUGGAGUUUGAACCUGAAGUGGCACGGUGGGACGGCACAAGUGUGCUACCUGCGGUCUACACGGCCGUGAAGAUGAGGUCUCUGAGGACCCACCCCCUGGAGCUGAGGCUGCGACCCCGCGAGGAGGUCCAGAAAGCCCUGAUGCAGCAGGCCAACGCCAGCUUCAGCAGCAACAGCAAGAAACUCAGGACUAACAGACUGUAUGGAGAGUUGGGUGAAGGGGGACAGCCUUCAGUGAAGGUGGAACAGACAAAGGGACCAAAAGCAGUGGAACCCCCCUCUCCCAAAGAACCGUGGAUGCAACUGUUCGUCACUGAGGUGGUUGAAUGCGGGCACUUCUGGGCUCACCGUGCGGAGGCAGAGUACUUUGACCAGCUGGCCCUACUCAUGGAGACUAUAAAUCAGGAUUUAGGGGCCAGUCUACAGCCGUUGCCAGCCCACAUGAUUCUCCGUGACCAGUACUGUCUAGCGCCCUACCAGGAUGAGGCCAGUGUCAAGUACUACCGAGCAAGGAUUGUGGCAGCAUUUCCUGACCAUGUGAAGGUGUUUUACCUAGACUAUGGGAACAUGGAGACGGUGCUGAAGUCUUGUCUGUGUGAGAUUCCACCUGAGCUGCUCGAGAUUCCAUUCCAAUCCAUGGAGUGCUACCUGAAGGGGAUUCGCCCGUCCUUCGCGCGCUCGCCAGAAGGAAAGUGGGACCGUCAGGCGACGCUGCGCUUCCACGAGCUGGUCGCUGACAAGAUCCUGCUGGGCAAGGUGUUCUCGGUGGUUCGCGGUGCGCUGAGGCUGGACCUGUACCGAACGACCAAACACGACGAGAUCUUCAUCAACAACCAGCUGGUGCAGGAGCACCUGGCUGACCAGUGUGAGGAGUCCUAUGCCUCCAGGAAAAGUCACGAGGAGCGAGCUGACCAGAGCCUGUCGCCCGAGGACUCGUCCCACCUGUGGGCGCCGGCCGACAGCGGCGUCGAGAACGACGGUCCCGAGGACAACUUUUCGCUGAGGGGCAGGAACACGGUCCGCCUGCACGGCCCCUACAGCCCCUACGAGAUGGUGUUCCACAGCAUGAUCAACAUUGGAAGGCUCAGAUCCGUGCGUAUCGAGCGGGACAGCGUGAACUCGGUGGCGCUGAAUGCUCGGCCGCAGGACACGCACCAGCGGAUGCUCGUGGCAGGGCACGUCGGCGUGAACCCGACAGGCAGCACCAUCACGGCCAGGGACACCACCCUCAUGCCCAACAUGCCAGGCCUGGCUGCCCUCGUCUGUCUCAUGUUCACUCCUGUAGCAGAACUCAGGACCAACCGCUCCAACACCCACUACAUCGGCGCCAUCUGCGGCCUCGGCUGCGAUCCCGAGACCGGCAUCGGCGUUCUGCCCGACCAUGACCUCGAGAUAACCUUCGAUACGCAUUUCAAGCAGGAUUACCUGCACGCAGUGAACCGGGUGCGCAUGGCUAUCAACUUGGCUCUGGGAAGUGAGAACAACAUCGCUGCGUGGGGCCCGUCAGGUAUUACCAGGAUCCAGGAGAAAGCCAGGAGACACCUGCUCAACUUGAUGCAAAUCAAGCCAGACCCAAUCGAACCACAGAUGUUCCACAAGCCGUACUGGUGGAACCAGGUGAAUCCUGAAGAUGUUCUGCUGCCCGGUCUGGAGGACACCAGUUCUGACUGUCCUCACCUCCUCAACCUACAUCGGGGAAUCUUUCUCGUGGAGGAGGUGAAGGAGGAUACAGACCGUAAGAAGGAGGACGACGACACGUGGAAGAGGAAACACAUGAUGGAGCUGAGGGAAAAGGCGUACAAGUCGAACGAGGCACAACUGGUGCAAUGUAAGGUGUGUAACGUGGAGGUGAACACUCCGCGGGAGCUGCUGCUGCACCUGUCCAACAGACAACACCGAGCAGAGGAGAUCAACCUCUUUGGGAUUAGUAGUGAUGUGUCUACGGAAACCUACGUGAGGUGGGCGGGACAGAGCUCUUUCCGCCCCGACCACGAUCAGACUGGAUACCAGGCUACGUUCGCGUUGUGUCUAAGACGCGGCCGACGUCCGUGUGGCGGCUUCUUUGCUCGUCUGCGUCUCGGCCGUCUGCGUACAGAGGACCGGCGUCACGCUGUUACUCGAGGGCUCGGUGGAAGGCGUGGCCGCCACCACCAUCUGCAAACCCAACACCCAUUGGUCAGCAGCCAGCCAAUCAGGAGAGAGGACAGCGGACCACAUGACAUGAACCAGCCAAUGAGGGAGCAGCGGGAAGGACAUGAAACUACUUGACCAAUCAGAGGACGACAUGAUUGGACCAGCCAAUCAGACGGGACUAGGAUGAUUGAUUGA